CAUCAGCUGCGAAGGGUUGCCAGAAUUUCACGAGAGGAUUUUCUAAUGUGAACAUACCCAUUAAAGAACUCAAAAAGUAAAUGUCAUGGCUGCUGCUGCUGAAAUUGAAUUAUUGGAACGCGUCUUGUUGCGCUUAGGAUGUGCGGAUACCGACGACAAAUUGGAAGCAUGUGUUGGUCGGUUCCUGACACCGGUGAUAUUGAAAAUCACUUCGCCACAUGACACUGUUCGCAAUAAGGUGGUAGAAGUUCUCACUCAUAUCAAAAGACGCCUGAGUUCCCGUCCUUUGGUUCAAAUACCCGUUGAGGCUUUAAUAGAUCAAUAUAAAGCUUCGGCGAAUUCACCUUUUCUACAGAAUUUUGCCAUUAUAUUCAUUACCAUGGGCUAUCCACGUUUGAAUCUGGAAACCCGUUCAAGCCUAGCAGCCAAGCUGAUUGGUUGUGAGGAAAAACUGGAAAACUAUCAGGAUAAGCUCUUUAUGUUGAUUUUAUCAGAUUUAAAUGAAAUAAAAUUACCUGACGACCCUGCUCAAAGAAAGGAGGUCUUAAAAUUGGACGAUAAACCAGAAAUCAAAAAGAAUUUCAUGGCUCUACUGCAAGAUGUACUACUCUUGCCCUAUGGUGUUACACAAGACCAAGAUGUUCCAACGCCAGGCAUGAGUCCCCAUUCAUUUAAAAGAGUCGUUAAUAACAAUUGGAAAGCUGAAGAAUUGGAAAAUAUCAAAAAGGGAAUCGUUCGCUUCAUUUGCUCCGGCAUAUUUAGUGAUAUUGAUAUUUUCCUUCUACUGGUAGUUGCCUCUUCGGAUACUCGCUUCAGUGUGGCCACACCAGCCAUAGCAGAACUGAGUAAAGUUGUUACUAUAUUAGACUUUACAGAUCCCCAUGUUACCAUGCCCUUGUAUUCAUUAUUUUUGGGCAAUAAUUCAAAUGUGGCAGAACGUAAAACAACGCCCUCUUGUGCCAGAGUAAGGCAGAAACUUUUGCUAUACCUAAUCAAAUGUCGCGGCAAGGCUAUUAGUGUGCCCAAAGGCAUACAGGUGGUUUUCGAGGGUCUAUUCGGCUCGAAUACCAAUCAAAAAUGUAAAGUUUUGUCUUUGCAAUUUGCUGAAAAUCUCAUAAAAGAAGGCCCCUCAGAGAUCAUAACAAAAGUGUCCAAAGUGUUGCUGACUGGCUUUACAAAGCUGGUGGGCAAGGAUUCGAAUACGCCCAACGAUGUGCAAAUUGCUGCCUAUUCAGCAUUGGCCCAGCUAUCGCGUUCAUGUCCCACAGCCAUAAAUCAAGAUUUGAAGAUUGUACUGUCAUAUUUCAAUCAUUUGACCAAUUCACCUCCGGAUUUGCAUAGCUCUAUAAGAGAGGCUUUGGUGGCUAUGGCUCCUGCAUUUGCCUGGAAGCCAGAAGAACAUAAGAAGGCUGACGAAGAUGACUGUAGUGAAGCAGAAGUGGUGCAAUUAACCGGCCAACAACAUCUGUUGCUGGCCAUGCUGUCAGAUAAUGCAGAAUCUAAAUUGCAAAUUGUGCAAAAUGUUUCGGGUAUAUUCUUGACAACCUGUUAUCCGGAGCAUUAUGCACCAGCAAGAUAUUUGUUGCUGUUGAUUGCCGGAGAGAGAAACUCCUUGCGUGAGAAUAUCACCUCCUAUUUGUAUGGUGUCUCCAAAAAGGAUCACAUAAACUAUCAAAUGUUAUCCUCCAUCGAAUUUGCGGGCGAAGAUAAAGCUGCUGAAGAUUUCAAUAGGCUCAUAGCGGAACAAAGGCAUGUCGUCUUGCCUAGUUUUAAAUCAAUGAUGCGUCAUGUCAAUGAAAUUGUCCAUAAGAGAUUGAAGAAAAAUUUGACCGUGGUAGUUGGGCGUACCAAAUUGCCAUUCUCUUUGGAAGUAUAUGAAGAGAUUUUAGAUUAUCUACGCAUCUGUUUGUGGUAUUCUGCGGGUGCACGUUGUGCCCCUGGUGACACUAAAUAUCAACAUAAGCUUAAGAACUACAUACAAUGUAACUAUGAAGAGUCGGAUAACAAUGAAUUGCAUCAAUAUCUAUUGUUCAUCCAGAAAGCAGUGGAGGCCAGAAGGCAUGAAUCGAAUCUCUUGUGUUUGCAUGACUUGCUGGGUGUGACUCCAGCUUUGUUGUGUAAAUCGCAGAUGCAUUUACUGGAACCUUUAUGCAAUUCCUUAAAAGAUGUCUCAGAAGCUAUGCGUUCCCAUGUGGCUCAGCUUGUUGGCAUUCUAUGGGCUUAUGGCUUCGACGAAUCUGAAUUUAAUUCUCAAAUUAGUGAUAGUCUGAAAACGUUGACUCAGAAAUCUUUGGAACAUAAACACGGCUGGCUUUUGGUUUUGGGACAUUCCUUCAGCCGGAUCAUACAAAAAUAUAAAGAAACUGAAGUUGCUAAGGACUUACAAAAGUGGCCAGAAUUUGUUGAUGCCAUCAAAGUUAUAGCCGAAAUUUUGGUGAAAGGACCUCAACAUUUGUUAAUAUCAGCUGCUGUCAAGUGCUUUUCUAUGAUUAGCAAAUGGACCGAAAUACCAAAUGUCGAAUUGGCCAUAACUUUCCAAACCAGUGAUAAUGAUAACAACGAUGAUGAUGAUGAGGAAAUGACUGAGUAUACUGCUACGGGUUCCACAAAAUUCUUUAUAUUCACCGUGGUUCACAAACUUCUGAAAAGUUCUUCCGUUCGUCCCCAGAUAAGAGGCGAGGCAGCCAAAUGCCUGGGAAAUUUAGCCAUAGGAGAUGGCCAAUAUUUUACUCAACGUAAUUUGGACAAAUUUCUAGCCUUGGCUAAAAUUCAAAAGGAUGCUGCUUUGAAUAUUGCCAUUUCUGAUGCUAUAGCCACUACUCUGUGUGGUUAUGAUAUCAGUGAAGGUACUCCUUCGGAAAACUUCAUCAAUCCCCAUUGCACAGAUGAGUCAUUUGAGAAAUUCUUAAAUACUCUCAUACGUUUGGUAUCAGAACCCAAUCCCCAAAGUCGUCAAUCGUGUUCGGUGUGGCUUCUAGCAGUGGUCAAAAACUGUAGCUAUCGUCCCGCAGUGCUAAACAAAAAGCAAAUGUUGCAAUAUGCCUUUACGGAGCUAUUGUCCGAUGAUAGUGAAUUUGUGCAGGAUGUCGCCUCACGAGGUUUGGGCUUGGUGUACAAUUUAUCUGAUCCCAAUAGCCAAAAUGAUUUGGCCAAUUCUUUGUUAGACCAAUUAAUGGGAGGUAAGCGUAAGGUGAACAAGGUCAAUGAGGAUACAGAACUAUUUGCUGAAGGCAUGCUGGGCAAAACACCAACUGGUGGCAAUAUAACCACCUAUAAGGAACUUUGUUCUCUGGCCUCUGAUCUCAAUCAACCCGAAAUGAUCUAUCAAUUUAUGCAAUUGGCCAAUCACAAUGCUUCCUGGACCAGCAAACUUGGUGCUGCCUUUGGUCUGAAAUCUCUUUCCAGUGAAACAAAAGCCAAAAUGCAGCCUUAUUUUGGCAAAAUAAUACCCCGCUUGUAUCGCUAUAAAUAUGAUCCAACGCCGAAAAUUCAAAACUCCAUGAUUUCCAUAUGGGAUUCUAUUGUCUCUGAACCCAAGGAGGUAGUCGAGCAGUAUUAUUGGGAAAUUUUGCGUGAACUCUUGGAUAAUUUAACAUUUAAUGAGUGGCGUGUGCGUAUUGCAUGUUGUUUAGCUGUAAGAGAUUUACUUAGGCGACCUAAUGGUUUACGUUUGCGCACAGAGGAGAAAAAUCGUAAUACCAGUAGUGCACCAUUGUCGCCCUCGAAAAGUAAUGCCAUGGAAGUGGAUGAUGUUCCAGAACCGGAAUUAAAGGAAUUAUGGUCUCAACUAUUUCGUGUAAUGGAUGACAUUCAUGAGGGUACCAGAUUAGCUGCAGAGGGCACUGCCCUCUUCCUUAGUAAGCUUUGUGUCACAGCGGCCUCCUCCGAUCAUGGAAAAUCUGGUACAGCAGUAGCUUCGUCUAUAUUACCCUUCCUUUUGGAAACAGGUGUAAUACAUACGGUGGCGGACAUAAGAAAAAUUAGCAUAAGAACUAUAUCAGAGAUGAUAGAUUCAUCGGGAGCCCUGCUAGCACCACAUUUGCCCUCCCUCAUACCUUGUCUGCUGAAGGCUACAGGAGAAUUGGAAUCAACAAAGCUAUCGUAUUUAUCCACACGCUUGGGAGCAGACCAUGAUGCGCAAGAAAAAGUCGAUUCUCUUAGAGCAGAGGCUGCCAAAUCACACCACACCACAGAGGCCACAGCAAAGUGCGUACGUUUUGUGGAUUAUGCUGCUUUGGAGAAAAUGACACCCGCCGUUUUGGAUUUGAUAAAAACCUCUGUGAAUUUGGGUACUAAAAUCGCCUGUGCCCAUUUAAUAUGUCUGAUUAGUAUACGUUUGGGCAAGGAAAUGACACCUUUAGUUGGUAAAUAUUUGGGUGCCUGUUUUGUGGGAAUUAAAGAUCGCAAUGCCACUGUACGCAAGUACUAUGCCAGUGCUAUUGGUCAUUUAAUAGGCAUUGCAAAGGAACAAUCCAUUCGCAAUUUAUUUGUUAAACUGGACGAAUUGUAUAUGGAAAAUACCAGCAAUCGCUCAGCAGUAAUACUCGUUUUGCAAUCCAUCAAUAAACGUCAUAAUGAGCUUAUAAAAGACUAUCUAGAUAGCGCCCUGCCACUGAUAUUUUUUGCCAUGCACGAGGAACAGACAGAGGAAAAUAAAGCCAACAUUGAACUGUGGAGGGAUUUGUGGAAUGAGGUUAGUUCGGGAGAUGCGGGAAUACGCAUGAAUCUCAAUGUCAUAGUGCCGAAAUUGGAGAAAGCUCUGAACGAUGCCAGCUGGUCUAGAAAGGCGCAGGCAGCCAAUGCCAUAAAGACCAUAGCAAAACGUCUAAAGGAUACACUGCAAGAGCCGGAUCGUUUGCAGUUAAUUAAUUUGCUCAUAAACGGUCUUCAGGGUCGUACAUUUCAAGGCAAGGAACGUCUAUUGCAGGCAUUGGCUGCUUUAUGCAAAGGCUUAGAUCGUAACCAUGAAAUAUGUGAGCGAAUUGUUGAGGCAGCCUUAAAGGAAUGCCGCAAAGAGGAGCCCCAGUAUCGCACAUUGGUCUUAUCCAGUUUAGGGGAUAUACUGGAAGAGCUUGAGGUGGAUCGCUUUGAAGAAGUCUACAAUAUGCUUUGGUAUAUCCUAGAUAAAAAGGCGCUGCGUAAAUUAUCUACUUCGGAUGAUGAUGGUGAGGAGGAGGAACAAGAUUUAACCACUGACGAGCGUAAUAGACGUGCCACCAUAUUAAAUAAACUCAAAGAGACGGUCUGUGAGACUUUGGGCAAAUCAUGGCCCCGAAAUUCGCUGGAGACUCAAACAAAAUAUCAGCAAUUGUUUGCCGAACGUUGCUCUACCAUUAUAAUUGAUAACACAAGGCCAGUGCAAGUUAGCCUAAUGGUGGCCUUGGCCAAAUUCACAGAACGUUUGCAAAUUCUUGGUAACCCCGGCAACGAAGACGAAGCCCCAAAUACAAUGACGGGCAAUAAAGAAAAGAAAGUUAAAGUAGACAAAGAAAUGGAACGUGGUAUUAUAGUGGAGAAAAUCUGCAAAGAUGUAUUGUCAGCCGUGACUUAUGCUGCGGGUAUACCCCAUACUGGCUUGAAAAAGGAGGCUCUCAGCAUUGUGCUUAUCUUAAUAAAGCGUCUUAUCGAGGCCAAAGACUUUAAACAUUUGGCAAUGAUUAAGCAGAACUUUGAAGAAAAUCUGCCUAAAUUUCAAAAGGAUUCAGCGCCAGAAGUUCGUUGUCGCAUCAAGGACAUUGAGGAGAAAUUUACCAAGUCAGGAAUUCAAGAUCAUUGAUAAUGGGGGUUAUUUUUAUGUGAAAACAUAUAAAGUGAAAGGCUAAUAAUAGCGGUGUGGUCUCAAAUUAAGUAAACAUUUCUGAAAUGAAUUAAA
Molecule: messenger RNA, 5872 nt
Organism: Stomoxys calcitrans (stable fly)
Lineage: Eukaryota; Metazoa; Arthropoda; Insecta; Diptera; Muscidae
Product: proteasome-associated protein ECM29 homolog
Exons: 19
Coding region: 86-5776 (1896 amino acids)
Biological process (GO): proteasome assembly
Cellular component (GO): cytoplasm; nucleus
Molecular function (GO): molecular adaptor activity
Source: RefSeq, a predicted model, not a curated record